AUGAGUCCAAACACGUGUACAGUCAAAUCCGAUAAGCUGGGGUCCUUGACUGGCCUGACCACCAGGACAAAAGACUCCAAACCAGGCAUUCAUUACUACGGAGGUAUCCCAUAUGCGCUACCCCCGACUGGCCCGUGGCGUUUUCGGAGGCCGAGGCCGUUGCCCGCCAGCCAUCGCUAUCAUGGCAGUUACACCGGCCGGAACGCAGCGUGUCCACAGCCGCAGUGGCGGGGCACUCGCAAUGAACAGCUCUGGAACGAGGACUGCCUCCAGCUGAGCAUCUAUGUCCCUGCCGGCCAGCCACCGCCCGGUGGCUGGCCGGUAUACUUCUUCAUUCACGGCGGUUGGUUGCAGUUCGGUGGCCCAAACAUGACUCCGGAGGCCGUCAACCCCCUGAUGACAGAGACCGCAUUCCGUGCCAUCAUGGUCCAACCAGCAUACCGCCUCAAUGCCUUCGGAUUCCUCGCAAGCCACGAGCUCGAAGCCGAUGCUAAUGAGCUCGGCCAGGCAUCUGGAAACAUGGGGUUCUGGGACCAGAGGUUGGCACUGGAGUGGACGCACGCACACAUCAAGGACUUUGGCGGCAAUCCUAACAAGAUCACCGUCGGCGGGUAUUCGGCUGGUGCGCAUAGCACGUUCCAGCAGCUGGCAUAUGAGCUGUAUCACGUUCCCGCGGAGAAGGGCAUCAUCAAGCGUGCCAUCAUGUGGAGCAACAGCCCGGGUAUCCAGCCGAAGGGCCUGCCUGAGCAACAGAAGCAGUUCGACGAGCUGCUCUCCGUGCUCGGGAUUCCACUCUCGCUCCCUCCCAAGGGACGCCUGCGACGCCUGCGAGAAGCCCCGGCCCGGGACAUCAUCGACGCCCAGGCCAAGAUGAAGAUCUCGGAGUUUCGCGCCACCACGGACGGCUCCUUCAUCCCGCCAGACAGCAUGGCACAGAUCAACUCGGGGGAGUUUGCCCGGCGGAUGAAGAGCCGGGGCAUCCAGCUGAUGAACGGCGAAUGCCGCGACGAGCAUUUCCUCUAUAGAGAGUGGCGAACGUCAGAUGAUUCAUACGAAGGCGUCUAUACCAGAUUGUGUGCCGAUUACCCAGAGGCCGUGGUCCAGAAGCUCAUGCGACAUUAUUGCGGAAGGUCCAGGGACCUCCCACGUGGGUACUCCAGUUGGAAGGACCUCUUUGGGCACGCCUACGCUGGCAUGCAAGUCCACUUCUUGGAGCGCGGCUUUCAGAGCAAACUCGCGAACCACCUGCAGCCCGGAAAGGACUUGCUGCGAUACAGGAUUGAAUGGCGAGCCGAGUGCUGUGGCUACCCGCCAGAAUGGGGCGUAACCCACGCGACUGACCAGGCAAUCUGGUUCUGGUACCCGGCCUUGACGGCGGACGACAAGAGGAUCCUCGAGCCCUGGAACAAGGCCUUCGCCCAGUUCGCUAUGUGCGAGGACGUCGAAUGGGGAACGAAGGAAGCCAUUGACAUACGGCGCCUCCGGAGCGAUGGCAAGACUGACGUGGUCAAGGACGAUGCCAACAGCUGGAAAGAAGGUCUUCAUGUCUGGAAACUACUAAACGAAGACACACCUAAAGCCCGUAUCUAA
Neoarthrinium moseri is the source of this 1590-nucleotide messenger RNA. RefSeq lists its product as uncharacterized. The transcript has a single exon. The coding region runs from base 1 to 1590 and encodes 529 amino acids. The record is from RefSeq and is a predicted model, not a curated record. NCBI's taxonomy places the organism in Eukaryota, Fungi, Ascomycota, Sordariomycetes, Amphisphaeriales, Apiosporaceae.